This is a messenger RNA of Poeciliopsis prolifica (blackstripe livebearer), 4460 nucleotides long. RefSeq names its product ectonucleotide pyrophosphatase/phosphodiesterase 6 (gene enpp6). The transcript is spliced from 8 exons. The coding region runs from base 75 to 1415 and encodes 446 amino acids. The record is from RefSeq and is a predicted model, not a curated record. NCBI's taxonomy places the organism in Eukaryota, Metazoa, Chordata, Actinopteri, Cyprinodontiformes, Poeciliidae.
CAGCGUGCCUGCUGGAACCUCCAGGAAACAUUCAUCGUGCUAUUUGGUGGAACGAUUCAGAACGAGGCCCUAACAUGCCCACGAAACAAAUCUCCUCGUGUUUCUCCCAUUUGUGCUUUUUUCUGCCACUUCUGUUUGAAGCGCUACAUCCGGGUCUCGCUGCUCGCCCGUUACUUGUGUUUUUGCUGGACGGUUUUCGUUAUGACUACAUAGAUGAACUAUAUGAACUUCCAGGGUUUCGCGAGCUGGUGGAGAGAGGAGUGAAGGUGGACUACAUGACUCCAGAUUUUCCGAGUCUGUCGUACCCAAAUUACUAUUCCUUAAUGACAGGCCGUCACUGUGAGACCCAUCAGAUGGUUGGAAAUUACAUGUGGGAUGAAGUCUUAAACAAAGAGUUUCUUAUUGGAACCAAUUCUGACAGUCGGUUGCCUCUUUGGUGGAAUGGAUCGGAACCUCUCUGGGUCACCAUGCAAAACCUGGGAAAAAAAGUUUUCAUGUACUUCUGGCCUGGCUGUGAAGUGGAAAUUCUGAAUGUUCGUCCGGCUUUCUGCAAAGAAUACGUCAACAGUCCAUCAAAAGAAGAUCUUAUACAUUCGAUAACCAGUUCACUUGCUGCCCUGAGUUCAGGAAAAGCAGACAUGGCAGCUGUUUACUAUGAGCAAAUAGAUGUGGAAGGACAUCACUUUGGACCAGAGUCUCCUCAGGUCAAAACAGCUGUGCAACACCUCGAUCUCACCAUGCAGAUCCUAAACCAAAAAAUCAAGGACAGCAACCUGGAGAAUCAGUUAAAUGUGAUGUUAUUUUCAGACCAUGGUAUGACAAAGAUCCAGUGGAUGGAGAAGGUGAUAGAACUGGACAAAUAUAUAGACAUGUCAGACAUUGUGAAGAUAAUGGAUAGAGGACCAGUAGUCAGCCUGUGGCCUAAAAACACCACAUACCAAAAGGUCUAUGCUGCCUUGAGCCAAGUCCGUAACAUGCGUGUCUAUUCCAGGCAGGAAAUCCCUGAACGGUUUCUUUACAAAAAAGGGAACUUUGUUUCUUCUCUCACUUUGGUUGCUGAACCAGGCUGGUUUAUCACUAAGAACAAGACAACACUUCCCUACUGGAAAAAUGACUCGGGGGAGGCAUCAGCUUGGCAAAAUGGCUGGCAUGGUUAUGAUAACGAGUUUAUCGACAUGAGAGGCUUUUUCAUGGCAGUAGGGCCAGAUUUCAAGAAGAAUGUUCGAGCAGCCCCCAUUAGAGCAGUGGAUGUCUACAACCUGAUGUGCUGGACUUUAGGUGUAAAUCCUUUGCCUAAUAAUGGAUCUUGGUCUCGAGUUGAGUACCUACUUAAUGGCUUUGAAAGUCCAUUACAGUCUGGAAUGCUUUGGACCUACAGUGUGGGUUUUCUGGGAGUACUGUUAGAAUUUUACUAGGAGAUGCAAAUUAAUUACCACAUAUAGAUUUUUGUUGUAAUGAUCUGCUGUGGUUGGUGAAAGAAUAAUUACAAAUUUAAUUACACUUAUACUUCUGACAAGUAGUAUCUAUAUUUAGAUAUCUAACUAUACUGAAAUUGUACUUUUAGCUUAUGUUUCAAUUUACUUCUGUUUUUAUUUUUGCUUGAUUUUUAGAUUGAUAAAAACUAUGCAUAAUAUAAUUUUGCUUUGUAUUGUUUUCAGUCAAUGUUUUUUUCUCUGUUUUUUAAAAAGAAUUUUAUCUAAGAACAUAAUUUUCCGUUUCCGUAAACUGAUGGACUAAUUAACCAUAUAACAAAACUGUAAUCUUCAAAGAGAAUAUAUGGUUGUCCAAAAAUAACGCUAGAAAUUUUUUUUCCAAAAAACUGAAUAACUUCCUGUAAAGUUGAUCACAAUGUGUCGGUCUAACAUUUAGAGAUUAUUUUGUGAGCCUUCUAUGAGAAUCUGCAUGUGGAACUAAACUGAAAACAGAGAUGCAGUUUUGAAAAUUAACAAAUGGAUGAUGGGUAAUUUCUGUCAGAAAAGCUGAAAUUUGCUGACUGUUAGUCUAUAAGACUGAGAGGAAGAGAGAAUGCUUUGGACCUACAGUAUGGGUUUGUGAUUCAGGCUGGAACUACAUGGUGCUCUGUUCCACAUCGACUGCUUUUUUAUUUCAUGAAGUACCAAAAUACUGUUUUAUAGGAACACAGUAUUUUGGGGUACAUUUUUUCCUGCACUUUCUAAGCAACAGUGCCAUGUGCCCUUGAGCAUCAAUUGCAGGUUGACAACAACCUGCAUGCUGUUCACAAACUGCUGAAGCGUGGCCUCCUAUUCUGCUUUAAGAGUGGCCUUCAGGUCACCGUGGCUGUGGGAUAUAGAGUUAGAGAAUCUGAUUCCACAGAUAUCCUAUCUAACGUAUUUUAUCACAUCAAUAAAGCAGCAAUAUACAAUAAUGAAAGCAUCCGAAUUUUCACACUUAAAUGUUCUCCCUAAACACAAAGCAGACAGCAAUAAAUUGUUGGAAGCUGUCCUAAUCAGUGAACCACUCAAAGAAAUAAGAAUAGAAAAUAAAAUAAAAAAAGAAACAGGGGAUCUCUCUAAAAAAUGCAGAAAAGGGUUGUAAAACUUGCUUUGCUGUGGUUUCAGAAACACAAAUUGUAGAUUAAAUUUUUUCUAAGCCCAUAGGGCCAUACAUGUAAGAUAGGUCCAUCAGAUGCAGCCUCAGAUACAACGACAACUGCAGAGUCAUCUGAGUAUUUCUGUAGAUUACAGAAGUCAGACUUGUGCUUUUAGUCUGAAGUGUAGAGAGUGAAAAGGAUGGGUGAGAGUACAGUCCCCUACAGUGCUCCUGUGUUGCUGGUCAGUCUCACAAGCUGUAGUCUGUCUGUCAUAUAUCCAGGUGAUUGUUGAGGCCUUCACUUGUGUCUUCUGGAUUUUCUGACAAAGCAAAUCAGACUGAACCGUAUUAAGUGCACUGGAGAAAGAGACUCCACUUCUUGGUGUUGCCUUGCAACCAGGCCUCUCCUCUCACCAUCCACUGGGCAUGCCCUGAUCUGGAAUUUACACACACUGCCCCCCUCUUCUGCAAACUCCCUGGACCAGCAGUCAGUGGUAGAGUUCAGCUUCUGAGUAAUGUGAUGGAUAUCAAACUGAAAUGGUUGCAUUGCCGAAUGCCAGUAGGCUAUUCUGUUGUUUGAGGCUUUCAUUCUUUCAAACCACUUAUGAUCCAUUUCUAGGGAAAACUGUUUGAUGCCGUUAAACUUACCUCACCACUGUAAAUCUAAAGCAAAAUAUGAUAUAAAUGUUUAGUUAGAAGCAGGAGGGAAUGGUAAGACGAUCUGGAAACAAUUAAACAGUUUAUUGAAUCCCAAUAAUGCACGCACUAAUUACAAAUAUGAACUUGCGGUAGAAGAAAAAAUCAUAACUGAUCCUGCUCAGCUAGCAACAAUGUUUAAUGAUUUUUUCCUCUCUUCAGUUGAAGACUUGGCAUCAAAGUUCCCACCAGCUCCAAUGGAUAUACAUGGUACAAAAUAAAUGAAAAAGUGUUCCGAUUGGUUUGAGACAAAGGAAAUUCAUCACUGACAUUCAAAAAGCUAUCAACAGCUUAAGCAAUUCUUCCGCAAAGAUAUGUAUAAUUUAGAUGCUGUUUUAAAAAAAUACAGCAAUAUUUUAAUAAAAUCUUUAACUCACUUAGUUAAUAUUUCCAUCAGAACAGGGCAAUUUCCCGAUGCAUGGAAAAAAAGCUUUGGAGAAACCGGUUUACAAAUCAGGAAGUCUCCAUGAAAUCAGCAACUACAGGCCAGUAAGUCUCAUUCCGGUCAUGUCAAAAGUGCUGGAGAAAAUUAUUCUAGAACUACUACUAUUGUAAUUAGAACGCCCCAAUCUUCUGCAUCCUCUUCAGUUUGGCUUCAGAUGGAAUCAUUCCACAGUGACUGCUAGAAGUUUGCUGCUUGAAAAGGUUAAACAAUCACUUGAUAGAGAACAAAUCAGUGGUGCCGUUUUCCUUGACUUGAAAAAGGCUUUCCAUACCGUGAAUCACAAUUUACUGAUCUCAAGGCUUUCAUCUUUUAAUUUCUCAGAACGAUCAUUGUCUUGGUUUCAAUCAUAUUUGAAAGAUCGUGAACAAUGUGUUGUCGUUAAUAAUAGUAAAUCUGUCUUCUGCAAAAUAGCAACAAGGAUUCUGCAAGGAACCAUCUUAUGUCCGGUUGAUUUAAAGUCCAUAACCAGUUUCAGUAUAUUCAAAAAACAAAACUCUGGUUAUAUCAAAAACAGAACUGCAUCCAUUUUCAGUGUUUUAUGUUCCACUGUUGGUUUGUAGAUGUUGUCAACAUUAUGUUAAUUUAAAUUUUAUCACUUCAAUUUUUAAAUGUACUUUUUAAAAGCCCAUCCAGGGCAAGGCUGCAAAUUAGCAGUUGCUAUUGCACUAUGACGCAAACAUGAGACUGCUGUUUUGUGCAGUUCGUCUAUGUCAAUGUGUGUCCGUCCCUAUCAAAUAAACUUAAAAAUAAAUAAAGCAACUUGAAACAG